AUGGACAAUCCCCGGCGGUCGUUCAGUCUUCCACCACCCAGAUCCUAUACAUCUCCCGAUCCACAAGUCGAGGUCCUGUUCAACCUACCCUCCGUUCGAAUCAUCGCGUUUUCAACCACGAGUCCUUCAGUUCGGCCGGAAUCGAGAAGUGGAAGUCCUGCGGUGGAGGAUAAGCCAGGGACAUUGCCUUGGGUGUCCCGCGUCGAAAGAACCUUAGCUGUUGGUCCUCUUCGAAUAUAUAGAGCUCCAGGAUCAGUUGCGUUCUUGAACUGUGCAAGUGCGCUUCGGCCGAUACUCCCAAAAUCGCAAUCAUGGUGUGUGGAUCGAGAGGGCACCUUUGUGCUUCAAAUACGAAGACCGGAAUAUUGGAGAAUAGAGGUUCCAAGCAACAAUGAAGAGGAAAAGGCUAGAGUUACGGAACUUAAAUCGGUGCUUUCUCAGGUGUUGCUGUUUGAGAAAACCCCUUGCCCAUUCAAAAGAGAUUUUGUGGUUGAAUUGCCAGAAGCUCCUAAGACGCCAGUGACGAGAAGGCCAUGGAGACCAGUUCAAGGCCCGCAGCUGUUCUCCUCGCCAUCAUAUGGGAACAAAUCUAUAAAUGACGACGACUCUAGGUCAUCUAGAGCUUCAUCACCCCGUGCCCAGUCGCCAGCAGCGACGCCGCAACGAACACAGCAAAGUCCCCAAAGACCACCUACUCCUAUGCGCUCCCCUUCGAAGUCUUCAGUUGUCUCAGCGGAUGUUAAAGUGCCCCAGAAGCAGGCACCCAAACCCGACAACCUUUCGCCGCCCCAUUCACCUUUGGCAACCCCUCCAGCUAAUCCACCCGUGCCCAGCACCCCUCUGCGCCAGACGUCGAUGAAUACCUCGCCGCCAUGCACUCCAGAUAAGUCUCGUGUUUCUGCGUUAUCGUCCGCCACACCACGAGCUACUGGCGCCGAGUCGUUGACUGCUGUGGCAGAAGAAGAAGAUGGGGGCUCCACAAGGAAUGAUAGACCACGCAAUGUACACAUUGAAUCUGACGACAGUGGUUUCACGAGCGAGACUACGGAAGAUUCAAAUGACACUCCAACCGGUAUUUCCCAGCCUGAAUUCGAACCCCAUCAAGCAGAAACAGAAAGCUGCGAAAAGCCGCAAGCCAUGCGAAACACUGCCAGGUCUACAACAGCACCACCUAUUCUCUCUCUUAUUACUAGCCCACCUUCGAAGCAGCGGAGUAAAUCACCUCCUCGGGAUUCUGCUCUUUCGGAAGAAAGCUCGAGUCAAUCAUCAACCGUAGGGUCGUUUCACUCACUCCACUCAUGGCACUCACCACUAGACCCGACCUCACCAGGAUCGCCGCAGUCCUCAUCUGAGAGCCCUAGUUAUCCUUAUCCCCACGACAACAUCGUUCUGCCUAAGCGUAGCAACAACCAUAAAAAUCCCGACUUUGUUGUAGAAACCCCUGGGGCUUGGAAAAGCCCCCCGGCAAGUGAUGACGGUGAUUCAAGCUCAAUGUGCCAGUCACCCCAACCCAAAACGCCUGUUCUCGAUGGCUCCAAUUUCUCACCCCACGAUGAUCAGAUCGGAACUGCUUCACCAACAGUCGUCGAAACGACCAUACGACAUCGCGCAACCACCAGCAGUAACUCCCGCCGUCGAGAACUUUCUCCAUUGCCAGCGGCGGUGAACUUGUUUUCUCCCCCACCCGCCAGACGAUCCAGGCGACUCCAAACUACACGGCACUUGCCGACUGCUAUCAUUCAGAAAACUUGCGAAAUCUUGCUUAGUCCACCAAGCCAUCUAUUUACUUUGAUGAUAAGUGUUGCUUCUAAGAUCGCAGCAGGAGAGUGGAGAGGCUUCUUAUUUUCGGGAUAUGGGGAAGAGGUGCACUGGGACUUCGAAGAUGAAUAUGGACGAAGUCCUUAUAGCCCAGAAGAUGACUAUGGGGUUACCCUCCCUCGCUCCAGCCUCCCUCGGAAACCUAAAUCGAAUGCCAGCGAUGCUGGCGGAAGUUGGGAAGUCGACUGA
Glarea lozoyensis ATCC 20868 is the source of this 2007-nucleotide messenger RNA. RefSeq lists its product as uncharacterized. Lineage: Eukaryota; Fungi; Ascomycota; Leotiomycetes; Helotiales; Helotiaceae. Gene Ontology annotation, biological process: peroxisome inheritance. The coding region runs from base 1 to 2007 and encodes 668 amino acids. Gene Ontology annotation, cellular component: extrinsic component of intraperoxisomal membrane. The transcript is spliced from 2 exons. The record is from RefSeq and is a predicted model, not a curated record.